CUAAUUUGCUUGUGUGAGUGAUGUCUCCGCCAUUGAAAACCAUUUUAGCCGAGAAUUGAAAUAGGUUGUACCUUUCAUAAUCGGCAAAAAUCUUAAACAUCUCUCUUCUUUUACCUAUUCUAUUCAACCAUAUUUCGUACACAUACAAUAUAUCCGAUGGCAGACAGAGACACAGAUGAGUUAAACAUCGAUAACGUAAUAAAAAAAUUACUAAAAGUACGAGGUGAGAAGCCUGGUAUGAAUGUUCAGUUGACGGAAAUAGAAAUUAAAGGGCUAUGUUUGAAAUCAAGAGAAAUAUUCUUGUCACAGCCUAUACUACUUGAACUUGAAGCUCCUUUGAAAAUUUGCGGUGACAUACAUGGACAAUACUAUGACCUCUUAAGGUUGUUUGAGUAUGGUGGCUUCCCUCCGGAGUCCAACUAUCUCUUCCUCGGAGACUAUGUGGACCGUGGCAAGCAGUCGUUGGAAACAAUAUGCCUGCUCCUCGCCUACAAGAUUAAAUAUCCCGAGAAUUUCUUUCUUUUACGCGGAAACCACGAGUGUGCCAGCAUCAAUAGGAUUUAUGGGUUUUACGAUGAGUGCAAAAGGAGGUAUAACAUUAAACUAUGGAAGACGUUCACAGACUGCUUCAACUGUCUUCCCGUUGCGGCGAUAGUUGACGAGAAAAUCUUCUGUUGUCACGGCGGUCUGUCGCCGGACCUGCAAGCUAUGGAACAGAUCCGGCGGAUCAUGAGGCCGACGGACGUUCCCGACCAGGGUUUGCUCUGCGACUUGCUCUGGUCCGACCCCGACAAGGACACGGCCGGUUGGGGCGAGAACGAUCGCGGAGUCAGCUUCACUUUUGGAACCGAAGUCGUGGGCAAGUUCUUGUCCAAACACGAGUUCGACUUGAUCUGUCGCGCGCACCAGGUCGUCGAGGAUGGAUACGAGUUCUUUGCGAAGAGGCAACUCGUCACACUCUUCUCGGCACCAAACUACUGCGGGGAGUUUGAUAAUGCAGGCGCCCUGAUGUCCGUGGACGAGACGCUGAUGUGCUCGUUCCAGAUCCUGAAGCCGGCCGACAAGCGCAAGCUGUACUCGGGCCUCAACAUGGGCCGCCCCAACACGCCGCCGCGCGCACAGCCCAAGAACAAGAAGAAUUAAUGGCCCCACACGCGCGCCGUCCGCCGACACACGCAUGGACACCCCUCCCUCACCGCUGUACACUUAAAAUACCUUGAACGGGUUGAUGUUUUAGUGAAUCUUUGUUUCCUUAAUUGAAUGCAUGAGCGUUAAAGUCUGACAACCCAGCAACCUCCCAUAAAGACGGGCAGUUGGCCUAAAGGUCCUAGAUACCAGGCCAUAAACUCGAAAAAAAAA
Messenger RNA from Bombyx mori (domestic silkworm), 1359 nucleotides. RefSeq names its product protein phosphatase 1 catalytic subunit. The record is from RefSeq and is marked provisional. Gene Ontology annotation, molecular function: protein serine/threonine phosphatase activity. Lineage: Eukaryota; Metazoa; Arthropoda; Insecta; Lepidoptera; Bombycidae. Gene Ontology annotation, cellular component: cytoplasm; nucleus.